GACAGCCUGCCAGUUCCCCCGCGAUCCUCGCCCUUCACCAGUGCUGUGCAAUCACACGCCCUCAUUCUUCCUAAACACCCCAUCCCAAGCCUAGGAGUUUACAAAAACUCCAAAAUAAUACCGCAUCCACGCACCACUGAAGAAAAAUCCCACCAUAACUUUACAUAGCGGGGCUCAGCCCAUAUCCCUAACUCACUUCUUUCAUCUCUUACCUAGCAGCCACCACAAUGGGUGCAAAGGUUCCGCGUAACUUCCGCUUACUAGAAGAGCUCGAGAAGGGUGAGAAGGGGCUGGGGGCUGAGGCGUGUUCGUAUGGUCUUGAUAAUGGAGACGACCUCCUGAUGUCGGAUUGGAAUGGUACAAUUCUUGGCCCACCACAUAGUGUCCAUGAGAACCGCAUCUACAGCCUGAAGAUCCACUGUGGCCCGAGCUACCCCGACGUACCCCCAGAGAUAUCGUUUGUAUCGAAGAUCAACCUACCGUGUGUUGAUCAGAGGAACGGAAAGGUUGAUCCCAGCAAAUUGCCAUGUCUUGUUCAAUGGAAGCGAGAGUUCACUAUGGAAACGAUAUUGAUUGAGUUGCGCCGAUAUAUGGCACUUCCUCAGCACAAGAAGCUUCCGCAACCCCCGGAAGGCUCGUCAUAUUAGGCGGAUUGACGAUUGCCAUAUGUCUAUCGUUACUAGGUGCUAUAAGGGUCGGAGUGUUGGGGAAGAAGAGUGUAUGCAGCGAUUGGCCUUCUUGAUCAUUAUGUCGUGCAUAGGUAUGGAGUUUGGGUGUGUCUAGGUUUUAGGAGCUAGAGAGAAGAUGCUUUGACUCAGUACCAACAUUCAGAAAUUGACUUCUUUC
Lindgomyces ingoldianus is the source of this 846-nucleotide messenger RNA. Its product is annotated as UBC-like protein. Bases 228 to 647 code for a protein of 139 amino acids. NCBI's taxonomy places the organism in Eukaryota, Fungi, Ascomycota, Dothideomycetes, Pleosporales, Lindgomycetaceae. Gene Ontology annotation, cellular component: nucleus. Gene Ontology annotation, biological process: protein K63-linked ubiquitination; DNA damage tolerance. The record is from RefSeq and is a predicted model, not a curated record. The transcript has 5 exons.